This is a messenger RNA of Lathyrus oleraceus (garden pea), 369 nucleotides long. RefSeq names its product proteinase inhibitor PSI-1.2. The record is from RefSeq and is a predicted model, not a curated record. The transcript has 2 exons. The coding region runs from base 52 to 303 and encodes 83 amino acids. Lineage: Eukaryota; Viridiplantae; Streptophyta; Magnoliopsida; Fabales; Fabaceae. Gene Ontology annotation, molecular function: serine-type endopeptidase inhibitor activity.
UUUUGGCACUAUAAAUAUGAGACAUAAGUUUCAUCAAUUUUGCAACGAAACAUGGCUUUAAAGAUUGAGACUAUUAUUUUACUCUUCGUCUGUGGUGCAAUUCUUUUGGGAGACAAUAUGAAAAUUGUUGAUGCUAAAAUUUGCCUUCAAUUUUGCUAUGAGAAUCGUGCAUACAUGACCUGUCCUUCUUCAGGAAGUAAACUACUCACUCCAGCAUGCAACUGUUGUCUUGCAUCACAUGGUUGUACAAUUUACAAAUAUGAUGGAACUCCUAUUUGUACUGCUCGUGGAAAAAUGUUGUAAUAUGUGUGACAAAAAAAAUUAUAAUAAGUUGUAAAAUGAAAAAUACAACACUUAACUUAUUUUUCA